Messenger RNA from Adelges cooleyi (spruce gall adelgid), 1335 nucleotides. Its product is annotated as RYamide receptor-like. Gene Ontology annotation, molecular function: neuropeptide receptor activity. Gene Ontology annotation, cellular component: membrane. Gene Ontology annotation, biological process: neuropeptide signaling pathway. The coding region runs from base 190 to 1335 and encodes 381 amino acids. The transcript has 6 exons. The record is from RefSeq and is a predicted model, not a curated record. Lineage: Eukaryota; Metazoa; Arthropoda; Insecta; Hemiptera; Adelgidae.
CAGUGCAUAAUAAUAAUAAUAAUAAUUAUUGUAAAUUUUAUAAAUUGUGGUGUUGGUCUCCAUUAUAAAACAUUUACCGGCAAUAUUAUUAUUCCUUCGAAAUACUAUUUAACACCAAAUCGACCGACGCCACGCCACGGUUUCAAUCGCUUCGAGACCUACACUGUUGCUAUUUGGUUCGUUUAAGUCAUGGACACUUUCGAUGAAGCUAAUUGGACGACGGCCGUCAACGAGUCGAGCAUCAACGGGACGGCCGCGUUUAUAGUUUUCGACAACAUCACAGACAUGGCGACUUACUGCCAGCAAAGGCCCUGGGCGCCGGCCGACACCGCGUUCAAAUGGGUCGCCUUCGCAAUGGCUUUCUUGGUGAUCCUCGUGGGUUUGGCCGGCAACGGGCUGGUGUGCUACUUGGUCACGUUCUCGGCGAAAAUCAAUUCGCUCAUCGAUAUCUUAAUCAUGAACAUGGCCGUUUCCGAUCUGCUCACGUCGUUCCUGUACAGUCUGCUGGUGGUCUAUGUGCUGGCAAUUGGCUAUUGGCCGUUCGACGGCAUAGUGUGUACUAUUUACGCUUAUUUAGUCGUCGUUUUCAUCCAGGUCAGUACUUACACAAUGGUGGCUAUCAGCAUAAAUAGAUACAUAGCGGUGAUAUGGCCGUUUUGGACACGAACAAAGAGUAACCAUACAAAAUCCAUCAUUUUUUUUGUAUGGUUAAUCCCAAUAGUGAGUUCGUAUCCCAUAACUUCCAUUACCGAGCUGAAUCAACCGUCUGCCUGGUACAAGAAAUGCGGUACGUUCAUAUGCUAUUCGACGUAUAAGAACCAAAACCUGAAACUAGUGUACAAAGAAGCGUUGACGACACUGCACGUUUUCAUACCGAUAUCCACAUUGAUCUUCACUUACUCCAGCAUUGGAGUGGUGCUGUGGCGGAAGAAGACCCCCGGCGAGGCGCAACACCCGGGAGACUUGCACGCGGCGAGAUCAAAAAUAAAAAUGAUAAGAAUGAUAAAAAUGAUGGUGAUCGUCGUCAUAGCGUUUGCCGUUUCUUGGACGCCGUUCAGCACUUUUCUGAAAAGAGCAACCGUCGAGCCGUCCAUGUCGCUGAGCAUUUGGGACGACAACGCGUCCAUGUGGUUCACCCUUUACUUUUUGGGCAUGUCGCACACAUGUUACAACCCGAUCAUCUACUAUUGGAUGAACAAAGAUUACCGACAAGGGUUUAAGGCCGUGUUCAGCCGUGUCUUCGGACUUUGUACGUGUUUCGGAAAUGUUCGUCGACGUCUUUUGACCACACAAGGAUCACAGCAGUCCCAGCAAAGUCAGUUCAUCAAGACUUGA